This is a messenger RNA of Folsomia candida, 2247 nucleotides long. RefSeq names its product isoprenyl transferase. Gene Ontology annotation, cellular component: endoplasmic reticulum. The record is from RefSeq and is a predicted model, not a curated record. Bases 86 to 1036 code for a protein of 316 amino acids. Gene Ontology annotation, molecular function: ditrans,polycis-polyprenyl diphosphate synthase [(2E,6E)-farnesyl diphosphate specific] activity. The transcript has 7 exons. NCBI's taxonomy places the organism in Eukaryota, Metazoa, Arthropoda, Collembola, Entomobryomorpha, Isotomidae. Gene Ontology annotation, biological process: polyprenol biosynthetic process.
CGUUAUUCCAUUCUCUCAUGGAAACCCAUAAAUGUCUGCAAAUUUGCAACCGGAUGAUUAACUAUAAGCUGUACAUCAGUACGAAAUGCCCCCAAAGGAGUUGUCAUGUCUGGAAACAUUGGGGAUAUCAAUCGCCAAAAUUGGCCGUAUUCCAGAACACAUUGCGAUUAUAAUGGACGGUAAUCGACGAUAUGCAAAAAACCAAGGAUUGACUGUUGCGCAAGGUCACGAAGCAGGAAGUUAUAUCCUAAAGAAUUUAUCUAUAUGGGGGAAAGCACUCGGCUGCAAAGAAUUUACCGUGUAUGCCUUCUCAAACGAGAAUUUCAAACGAACAAAGGCCGAGGUGGACGAUCUGAUGGAUCUUUUCAUGAACGAGUGUGCAAAUCUGCUGCAUGAAGUUGACGCAGGUAUAAACAAGAACACUUGCAUCCAAAUUGUUGGGAACUGGGAAAAUCUUCCUGCCAAAUUGAGACACCGAAUGGCCAACUUAAUGCACAAGACAAGACAUUUGAAACCCUUUCUUCUAAAACUGGCUAUCGCAUAUACUGGUCGGGAAGGGAUUUUGCGUAGUUUGAAUGCCCUCCCAUUAAACAAGGACCCUGAUGAAAAGACGCAUCUUCACUCUGAACAAUGUAAUGAAUAUUUAAUCCAUCAGUCCCAGUAUUUAGUCGACAUGCGUCCCAUCGACAUGCUGAUCCGAACUGGGGGUGAUUGUCGCUUAUCUGACUUCAUGCUUUGGGAAUCGAGCCAGUCCUACAUCCACUUUAUUAACGAAACUUGGCCAGAGUUUACCCUGUGGAAGCUCAUCCAUGCCAUCCUAAUGUACCAGGUGCACGCAAGAAAAUUUCCAAACUUGAUACCACCCAGGCUAAACACGGAAGAGAAACCUAAUAACAUUUUAGAGAAAUCAAGAAACGAGAGGUGGAAUCGAAUUAAACGACUUGCUGAAAGGGACACUCCUGUUGGCAAAAUUCAAACUGUUAUCCACACCCCCAACAAAUUUCUACAAGCUGUGAAAAAUAUUCUGACAUUUUAAUGCAUACGUAAAUUCUAUGCAAAAUGGAUUCUAUGGAUUUUGAAUUAUACACAAGCUUCCACAAUAAAAUUGAAUAUUUCAAGAAAUUUAUUAUCUUAUACGCUUGAAAUCGCUAAGUUUGUGAGCAAAAAAGAGUAGCGGAUGCACCUUUUAUGCAUGAAACGUGGGGACAUAAACGUGAACUCGCACAGCGAAUAAGUAGGAUUCAAAAGAGAAAGUUCUAUUACUUUCUCUACUCUGAAACGCCAGAACAGAAAACAGAAUACGUACAAUCACUUCACGUUUGGCAUACAGAAUCUGGUCCGAAGCACAAAAGCAGAUCCCCUUACUCAAAACAUGCAGGAAGCAGGAGAAAGUUGAGCCCCAACCAAAACAACUUUCUCCUUCCAUUCAGCUGAGCUAUGCUUUCUUCUAGAUCAUUUUCCUGCUCUCGCAGCGAAUCAGGCUAUUGCUAAUAGAAUAAAACUUUCAUGGCUUGAGUUCAUGCAUACGGCGUAGAAGUCUGAAGGAUUUACGCAGUGAUAAAACAGUAUUGUCUUUAUUUCAAGGGUAAAAAUCUCCAGUUCUCAUAUCGCAGUCAAACCAGACAAAGUGCAAGUAUUAUCUGGGAAGAAUUUACAAAGGAAAAAGAAGUCAAAUAUAAAGACAAGAUCGAAAUGGUCGUGGUACUAGAUCAGGUUAAGGGAGUCCUGAAUAAUGCUGCCCAAGCAGUUGUAAAAGAGGGCAAGAAUAUCGUACAGAUGGUGAAAGACGUCGGAAAAGGCGAGGGCAAAGAGGUCAAACAAGAUGUUGAGGAUUCGAAAGAUCCUCCAGAGGAGUCAGCACCCGUUUUUGAAAAAGUGACAAAAAGGGAAGAAGACACCAUGACUUCUCCACUUACUUAGAUACAUAGAUUAUCUAUUUGGUAAAAGCUAGUUAAAUUGUGUUGAACUUUUUAAAUUAAUUUGUAAUAAAUAAUUAUUAGGGAGAAAUUCACCUGAAAUAAUGUAUUUCUUGUCUUAGAGCAAAAUAUUUCAGGCAAUCUCAAAAUUGCAACUUGAAUUUUAAUAGAAUUAUUUUGUUAUGUUUAAGUCAAUCUAGGCUAUAAAUAAGGAUAAUCAAUGUCAUUAUUGACGUACCAAUGUAACCUCAUUUUGUAUUUUUAUUUGAAUAUUUUCAAUAUAAUUCAAAUUCGCUCUGUGCAAAAAUAAAAAAUUAUAUAUCUUAACUUA